AUAAACACAUUAUUCAACAAUCAUCAGCUAAUUUCACAACUGAUCAAUCUCAUCUAUCAUUCGUUAAAACAGCAGCAAUUAGUAUAAGUAAUCAAUCACAACAAGAUGUUUUAAAAUUUUCAGGAUCACUAGAUGAAGAUCCUGCUGCACAAUUAGUUGGUAAAGCACAAGAAUGGUAUCGCCGACAUCGUCUACAAAUUUCUGAUAUACAUGCAUUUAUUAACGAAUUCAUUAAUACCUUUCUAUCAACAAAAAAAACAGUCGAUAUAGCAGAAGCGUCACCAGGAUUGACAAAUGAAAUAAUAACAUCUGACAUUAAUACGGUCAUAACAAAAUUGGAACAAGAGUUACGAUUAAAAACAUCAAUUAGAAUUAUUGAUGAUUUUCCUUCAUUUACAGGUAAACCAUCGCAAAAUAUUGACAAAUGGUUGAAUGAUAUGCACAGAAUGUUGAUCAAAAUGAAUAUUAGUGAUGAUACAAAGCAUCAACAUAUUGUUAAAGAACUAACAGGUGCAGCAAAGGAAUGGUACAAUAAACAUCAAGAAGAAUGUUCAAAUUAUAUAUCAUUAAAAAAUGAACUGAAAACAACAUUUUCAUCAUCAAUUAGAGACGAGAUGGCAUUUCAACGACUGCCACGGCAACAAAAUCAUAAUGAAACAAUUAUUGAUUAUUAUAACCAUGUUUUAGACUUAUGCAAACAAGCUGAUCCAAAUAUGAGUGAUGAAUCCAUAGUUAAAUAUUUAAAACAAGGUGUUAAACAAUCAUUUCAUGAAAAAAUUAUAGAACAAGAUCCAACAACACCCAAAGAAUUUCUUCGAGUAGCUCGUCGAAUUGAAGAUAUAAAAGCUAGUUUAACAAUAAAUACAACACCCACACCCACACCCACAUUCACACACCCACACCUUUUAUAUUCUACGUAA
Messenger RNA from Rotaria sp. Silwood1, 920 nucleotides. The record is from the annotation of a GenBank genome assembly. NCBI's taxonomy places the organism in Eukaryota, Metazoa, Rotifera, Eurotatoria, Philodinida, Philodinidae.